This is a messenger RNA of Pyrus x bretschneideri (Chinese white pear), 900 nucleotides long. Its product is annotated as hevamine-A-like. Bases 1 to 900 code for a protein of 299 amino acids. The transcript has a single exon. Gene Ontology annotation, biological process: carbohydrate metabolic process. Gene Ontology annotation, molecular function: chitinase activity. The record is from RefSeq and is a predicted model, not a curated record. Gene Ontology annotation, cellular component: extracellular region. NCBI's taxonomy places the organism in Eukaryota, Viridiplantae, Streptophyta, Magnoliopsida, Rosales, Rosaceae.
AUGGCUUCAAAGUCCACGGCAAUGUUCCUAGCAUUGCUCUCUUUAGUGACACUAGUUCUGGCUCUCGGGGCUAAUGCCGGUGGAAUCGCAAUAUAUUGGGGUCAGAAUGGUAACGAAGGCACAUUAGCAGAAACAUGUGCUUCAGGGAAUUACCAAUUUGUAAACGUGGCUUUUCUCACCACCUUCGGCAACGGCCAAACCCCUGCAAUCAACCUAGCCGGUCACUGUGACCCAACGACAGACGAAUGCACCAAAUUGAGCCCAGAAAUCAAGUCAUGCCAAGCCAAGGGGAUUAAAGUCAUACUGUCCAUAGGAGGAGCUUCAGGGAGCUACUCUCUAACUUCAGCUGAUGAUGCAAGGCAAGUUGCAACUUACUUGUGGAAUAAUUUCUUGGGAGGGCAAUCGUCGUCAAGGCCAUUGGGAGCUGCCGUUUUGGAUGGAAUUGAUUUUGACAUCGAGGGAGGGACUGACCAACAUUGGGAUGACCUCGCAAGGUACCUCUCUGGAUAUAGCAAGAGAGGCAAGAAAGUUUACUUGACUGCUGCCCCACAAUGUCCCUUUCCUGAUGCUUAUGUUGGAAAUGCACUUAAGACAGGCCUCUUUGACAAUGUUUGGGUUCAGUUCUACAACAACCCUCCCUGCCAGUACGCUUCUGGGGAUGUGACCAACCUUGAAGACGCGUGGAAGCAGUGGACUUCAGCCAUCCCUGCAGAUAAGAUUUUCUUGGGAUUGCCUGCUGCACCUCAGGCUGCUGGUAGCGGGUUUAUUCCUGCUACCGAUCUUAGCUCACAAGUUCUUCCGGCUAUUAAAAGUUCGGCUAAGUAUGGAGGCGUCAUGCUUUGGUCCAAGUAUUAUGAUGAUCUUGAUGGAUACAGCUCCUCCAUCAAGAAUGAUGUCUAG